Molecule: messenger RNA, 366 nt
Organism: Lecanosticta acicola
Lineage: Eukaryota; Fungi; Ascomycota; Dothideomycetes; Mycosphaerellales; Mycosphaerellaceae
Source: the annotation of a GenBank genome assembly
AUGGCUUUGCAUGGGACAUGGGAGAGCUCGCGGGAGCAUUGGAAAGUAACAAAAGGCAGCAUGAGAAAUCCCCUCUCGGAGGAAAUGUACACCGCGGACGAUGUACGCGCUAUCGUGCAGCAUCCAUCCCCUGGGCAAGAACUCGGCUACUCUACAGCUCAGACAGCAGGAACUCACCAGUGGCGUCCGAGCAGAUACGAUCUCGAGAAAAUCGAACAGUCAUCUCAGGUCCUGCUCGCUGAUCAGACCGCCGAUGCUGCUGCGAGUCGCAAAGCCGUGGACGAAAUCCUUGGAUACCUGGCGAUUUUGCCGGAGACGGAACAGCUUAGGUUGCUUUUGAAGGAUUUGAGGGUUCCGGCUUCGUGA